AUUUUUGCAUGCACUUUUGUUGUGUAAAAGCGUUUGUAAUUCUGUGCAAGCAACAAGACGUAAACUUUGCAGAAAAAAAAUCAAUGUUAUGUCGGUAAAGUUUUCAUGUCCAGCAUUCCCUUAAGCACGCCCUUUUUAUUUUAAGUUCCGUUUUUCUUAUACAAACAUCUGGUGUAAGGUUGUCUAAUUUAAGAAUCAGAAAGACGUAACGAAAGUUACUACCACUAUGUAUUUUUUUCUGAAUAUCAUAAUUUACUCGUAAACGUUCAAUCCUGGCUUGAACACUUUCGAAACGCAACUGAUGUCCGAUGAGAGAAUUUAUUUUCUGGAAAUUAUUCAAAACCAAAGUCUCUCAUUGGAUAUUUAUUAAGUUCUAAAAUAUCGAAAAUAAAUGUAAUAUAAGCAAGGUGAACGUGAAUCUAUAAUAAAGUCUAUUCCUUUCAGCUGAACUAGAUUGAAGUUUUUGCUUUUAUAAAGAGGGGAGUUAAAAAAAUGUAUAACCUAGCAUUGAAGCAGGGAAAGGAAUAAAGUUCUAAUGCAGCGCGCUAACUUAGAAUAGAGGUCGUGUUCUUGGCGUAAUAUGAACGUGUAAAGUACAUUACAUUAUCAUGAAAAAUAACAGAGUAUACAUCGCAUAGAAAAUGCGUAAACAAUCCACAUAAACGUAAUCUUGAAUCUACGGCACAACCUGUUGGUGGCUAAAAUCGUUCUGAAAGUGAGUAUCUUCCGGACCGUAACAGCGAAAGUUCGUUUUUUCUUCGUGCGUUUCGUGUAUACCCAUCUUUACAUGAAUGCGCAGAAGAAUAGGAUCGGUAUCGUAAACAUAUGAAUACCAUGGCUGACAUCAGUCGAGUCAAUGACAACGAAAUCACGUUUGACAGCUCCUCAAGAGAGAACUCGAACGAAGCCGUUAACAAAGUUUCGCCGCGGAAAGAAAAGUGAUCCUCGCACAUUACAGUCGACGGAGGCUUGCGUCAUUAAAUCGCGGUGCGUAUGCGAGAUUUACGUGCUAAUUUUUUCUCCCCUUUUCUUUAAUCCCUCCGCUUCUGCGUUUCCAUACUCGCGCGCGACGUUGAUGUUCCGUGUACUUUCUAGAGUGCCUCGAGAGAUCACGAUUGUCACUAUUAAGACACGCUUUAUUGCUCCGCGAGGGACAACUUUCCGUCUUUUAUUGCGCGGUUUAUAUGUGAAAUUUUAGAUUGACGACGUGAAAAUCACAGGACAGUUGAUGACGCGAGAAUCGCGGGCGCGAUUACACGAAAUUACGGGCGUCACGUUUGUGGAUAGGCUGCAAAGGUAUUCAGAGACUCGCUGAGACGGCGAACUGUUGAAGCUAAAACAAGGAUUAUCUUAUCUCCUAACAACGGAUCUCGUUUAUUGUCGGACUUGACAAGUCAAAGUAUUAGUACUUUCGAGAGAUGAGAAAUAUUCGACAUAUCUUCAGAGAUAUCAAAUUGUCGAGACUGUUUCUGGAGCUGCCUCUUUUGUCGAUGAAGAUAAGCCUAGCGAUGAUAAUCGCGACUUUCAGAACGAUUGUGCCGCGCUCCAUGAAACGUUUGCUUGGAGAAACCGUUCUCAUCACCGGGGCUGGUCACGGUGUUGGCCGCGAGUUAGCCAUCCAGUUAUCCUUGAUGGGUUGCAUAAUUAUUUGUUGGGACGUCGACGUCGAUAACAACCGAUCAACCAUGAGAGCUGUAUCGAAAAACGGCGGAGAAGUUUACGGCUUUGUGGUCGACGUCUCAAAAAGAUUGGAAAUACGAGAGACAGUGAGAUUGAUGAGAAAACUCGACCUGCCGGAUGUGACGAUACUCAUCAAUAACGCGGCCGUGUUGUAUCAUAAGCCAUUUUUAAAUUGCGACAUGGACGACGUUGAGAAGACAUUCAAUGUCAACGUGUUCUCAAAUUUCUGGACAAUAGAAGCAUUCCUGCCUAUGAUGUUACAAAGAGGAAGCGGACACAUAGUGGCAAUGAGUAGCAUGUGCGGCAUUUACGGUGUGUCGCAGAAAGUGGCGUACUGUUCGUCCAAGUUCGCCGUGAGAGGUCUCAUGGAGGCUCUUCAGGACGAAAUUCGUUUCAACGAGAAAAAAACCAACAUUCAUUUUACGACAAUUUAUCCAUUUUAUAUCGACACGGGAUUAGCAAAGGAUCCUAAAUACAGAUUUCCUUGUAUUUUCGGUGCGGUGACGCCCGAGUACGCCGCCCGGGAAGUGAUCAAGGCGAUACGGAGAAAUUAUACGGAGCACACGAUACCGCGAUGCCUCCUUUCCUUAAACGCGAUCAACAGAAUCAUCCCGGAAAACGCAAUGCAUCUGAUACUGGACUUCUUGGCGGACGUCGGUCGAAAACACGGGGAAAAAAGUAUAAUGAAUCUGUAAUACAGUUUUUACUGACUCGGUGAAAGGAAUUAUACGCGACGA
Molecule: messenger RNA, 2417 nt
Organism: Odontomachus brunneus
Lineage: Eukaryota; Metazoa; Arthropoda; Insecta; Hymenoptera; Formicidae
Gene: firl
Product: short-chain dehydrogenase/reductase family 16C member 6-like
Exons: 7
Coding region: 1419-2375 (318 amino acids)
Cellular component (GO): lipid droplet
Molecular function (GO): oxidoreductase activity, acting on the CH-OH group of donors, NAD or NADP as acceptor
Source: RefSeq, a predicted model, not a curated record